CGGCCCGCCCCCCGCGCGCGGCUUCCGGAGGCGGCCUGAGGCGCGGGCCCGGCGGCCGCGGGAGGAUGGACGCGCCCGACGAGGUGUCGGCGCGCGAGCAGCUUUUCCACAGCCAGGUCCGCGAGUCCACGAUCUGCUUCCUCCUUUUCGCCGUCCUCUACGUCAUCUCCUACUUCAUCAUCACACGGUACAAGCGGAAAUCAGAUGAACAUGAAGAUGAAGACGCCGUAGUCAACAGGGUUUCGCUGUUCCUCUGCACCUUCACGCUGGCAGUGUCGGCGGGCGCCGUCCUGCUGCUGCCUUUCUCCAUCAUCAGCAACGAGGUGCUGCUGUCCUUCCCGCAGAACUACUACAUGCAGUGGCUCAACGGCUCCCUGAUCCACGGCCUGUGGAACCUGGCGUCUCUCCUCUCCAACCUCUGCCUGUUCGUGCUGAUGCCCUUCGCCUUCUUCUUCCUGGAGUCCGAAGGCUUCGCCGGCCUGAAGAAGGGGCUGCGCGCCCGCGUCCUGGAGACGCUCGUCAUGCUGCUGCUGCUGGCCCUGCUCACGCUGGGCAUCGUGUGGGUGGCCUCGGCGCUGCUGGACCAGGACGCGGCCAGCAUGGAGUCCCUGUACGACCUCUGGGAGUUCUACCUGCCCUACCUGUACUCCGGCAUCUCCCUGCUGGGCUGCCUGCUGCUUCUCCUGUGCACGCCCGUCGGCCUGUCGCGCAUGUUCACAGUGAUGGGGCAGCUGCUGGUGAAGCCCACGAUUCUCGAAGACCUGGACGAGCAGAUGUACAUCAUCAGCCUUGAGGAGGAGGCGCUGCAGAGGCGGCUGGACGGACUGUCCCCGUCCGUGGGAUACGAUGUCGCAGAGCUGGAACGAGAGCUUGAAAACGUAAAGACGCUGAAGACAAAAUUAGAGAGACGGAAGAAGGCGUCAGCCUGGGAGCGGAACCUGGUGUACCCCGCCGUCAUGGUGCUGCUGCUCAUCGAGACGGCCAUUUCAGUCCUCCUGGUGGCCUGCAACAUCCUGUGCCUGCUGGUGGACGAGACUGCCAUGCCCAAGGGGUCCCGGGGCCUGGGCAUCGGACGGGCGUCCCUGUCCGCCUUUGGUUUCGUGGGGGCCGCCCUGGAGAUCAUCUUGAUUUUCUACCUGAUGGUGUCCUCAGUGGUCGGCUUCUACAGCCUCCGCGUCUUCGGCAGCUUUGUGCCCAGGAAGGACGACACGACCAUGACCAAGAUCAUCGGGAACUGCGUGUCCACCCUGGUGCUCAGCUCCGCACUGCCCGUGAUGUCCAGGACCCUGGGAAUCACGCGCUUCGACCUGCUGGGCGACUUCGGGAGGUUCAACUGGCUGGGGAACUUCUACAUCGUGCUGGCCUACAACCUGCUCUUCGCCGUCGUCACCACGCUCUGCCUCGUGCGCAAGUUCACCUCCGCCAUGCGCGAGGAGCUGCUCCGCGCCCUGGGACUCCACAAACUGCAGUUCUCAAACCCUGCCCGGGACUCGGACACCUCCAAGCCUGCAGCCAACGGGCACCAGAAAGCCUUGUGAGGUGGCCCCGUGCCCCAGGCGGGGGGCCGCCUCCGUCCGCGUCACCUCCCUGCUCCUCUGCCCAGGCUGCGACAGUGCCCCGGAGCAGCAGGGCCUGAGCUCUGGGGCCUCCCUGCCGAGGGCUGCCCAGGCCCCUCUUCUCAGCCACGAGGACCCCGUGUUUCCGGGGCGGCCCGGGGCCGCAUCUGCUGUGCGGGGGUCCCGACGCACGUGCGGCCAUGUCAGGGAGGACACAGGAGUCCCCGCCUGCGAGGGCCCCGCUCGGAGACUGGGGGUGAGUGUCUGCCCUGAGGCCGUGGCCCGCCUGGAGCACUCCGGGUUUCUCGCCGCCGGCUGUCACGGAGCCCCGGGCCUGGCCUGCAGCCUCCUGACUUCCCUGCCCGCCGGCCGUGGGGUCCAGCAGGAUGGUCGCAGGAAGCGGGGAAGGUGUGUCCAUGCUCAGGCCCCCUGCAGCCCUGCAGCUGUCACGGCCUUCCGGCUCUGAUGGCCUCUGACGGCCUGGCGGAACCUCGGGCUCGCGGGCGCUCCGGGCUGGCCGCCAGCCCUGCGGCGGUGUCCAGGGCAGCAGGCGGCCUGCCAGGUGGCCUCUGAGUCUGUGUGAGGGGCCGGUGCGCUCCGUGCGCGAGCUGUAGGCGGCCACUGCGGGGCGCUGCGGGACGCUGUGGGGGCGGCAACCGGCCGGCCGAGUGGACUCCACGCAGAUAGCUUCCGCCCGGCGCCGUGUCCUGCUCCUGGCCGAGUGAGGAACGUUCCUGGGCUCAGCUCCUCGGCCUCACAUCUGCAGACGGGAGCCGUCGGGGCCGGGAGCCGCCCUGGGGUCACUGACCGGGGGGGGGGGGGGGCGAGCAGAGGCGGGCAGGUCUGGGCACUGGGAGGGGCUCGGGCUCCCUGUGGCGGCAGCCCCUCCCAUGAGCUUCCCACCUGGGGAAAGUGGCUGGGGGUCCUGGAAGCCCCUUCAGGCACGGGCCGAAGGGGGUGGGGGUGGGCUGUGCCCGCGGGCUCCAGGGCCCCGGGAGGUGGGGCUCUGCCCACGGCCUCGGAACUCAGCCGGUCAGGCUCUACGCUGGAACAUUCCUGCUCACGUCCACACGCCGUUUCUGGUGGGGGGAGGGGGUGGGCUUCCUCUCAGCACAGGUGUGGGGGGACGGAGGGCCCUUCCAUGGCUGGGGUCGCCGCUGCUGCUCCCGUCCCGACACGCCCUGGGGGACUGGCCACGGGCCCGUUCGCUGUCCCCCUUUUACAGACGUGGCCCUGGCUGAGGCUCUUGCUCACUGUCGGGUUAGGGUUGGGCCGGGCAGCUCUGCUCCGAGACCGUGGAGGGGCCCGGCUGUGGCUCCCAGGGCCACGUGCAGAGGGUCGGUGGCCUGUGCCAGGGCCCCUGACCCCUGCCCAGGUGGUGUCUACCCCAGGCCCUGCCCUGCCCGCCGGGCCAGGGAGCCGUGGCAUCUGGCCAGAGCAGCAGCACUGCCGCCCCGCCCGGCCCGUGUCCCGCAGCCACACGGAUGCACUGAGGGCGGCCUCGCCCGUGGCCCCCCGGGCCUGUCACUGAGCCACAGGGACGUGCUGUGGGCCCCUCGCCCACGCGCCGUCCAUUCCAGUGUUGCGUUUGCUCGUUCCCAAGGGACACUUCCGAGUGUGACCUUUCCAAUGUCUCCGACAUUAAAGUUUUGCAAAAAGUGA
This is a messenger RNA of Sorex araneus (European shrew), 3218 nucleotides long. RefSeq names its product limb development membrane protein 1 (gene LMBR1). Bases 66 to 1538 code for a protein of 490 amino acids. Gene Ontology annotation, biological process: signal transduction. Gene Ontology annotation, molecular function: transmembrane signaling receptor activity. NCBI's taxonomy places the organism in Eukaryota, Metazoa, Chordata, Mammalia, Eulipotyphla, Soricidae. The record is from RefSeq and is a predicted model, not a curated record. The transcript has 17 exons.